Messenger RNA from Xenia sp. Carnegie-2017, 640 nucleotides. RefSeq names its product protein LLP homolog. The transcript has 2 exons. NCBI's taxonomy places the organism in Eukaryota, Metazoa, Cnidaria, Anthozoa, Malacalcyonacea, Xeniidae. The record is from RefSeq and is a predicted model, not a curated record. The coding region runs from base 191 to 517 and encodes 108 amino acids.
AGUCUUAACACAGUUCAUAUGGUGAAGAUACUCAACAAGACACAGGCAAUGCAUUUCGUAAUCUGUUUAACAAGACACGUAAAUGCAAAAUGUACGUUUCUAUGUAUUUGGAUAUUCAAUAUCAUCAUCCGUCUAUUGUAAACAAGUUGGAGCACGUGGUGUGGUCAUUGAGAGAGAGGAGAAUUGAAUAAUGGCGAAAAGUAUUCGCUCAAAAAGCAAGCGAAAAUUACGUGCUGCAAAGCGAGAAAAGAUUGUUGCUAAAGAUAGAUUAAAACUGCUUGCAAUUCAAGAGCAACAGGAAGGAAUAAAAAUGAUGGAAGAUAGCAGCGAAAAGAAAAAUAUUCAAGAUAGAUAUGAAUGCAAUUCAGAGGGCAUUGAAAGCAUGGAUACUGGAAAUGAAACUCAGCAAAACACUAUGGUAUUGAAAAAGAAACUGAAGAAAACAUCAAGGUCAAAGUCAGGAAAGAGCAUCAAAAGAUUAAAUAGGAAGAAAAAGAAAAACAAAUACAAGUGGUAAAAUAUUGAACACAGUUUAACAAAUAUUCCUAAAUAGCUUGAAAAGGAGUGAUACUAUAAAAUAAUAUAGAAGUGCUGUACCAAUGUUUGUAAUACUGAAUAGUAAAGAGAAUCUAUAUUGAAA